This is a messenger RNA of Paralichthys olivaceus (Japanese flounder), 2223 nucleotides long. RefSeq names its product synaptotagmin XIX (gene syt19). NCBI's taxonomy places the organism in Eukaryota, Metazoa, Chordata, Actinopteri, Pleuronectiformes, Paralichthyidae. Gene Ontology annotation, biological process: regulation of calcium ion-dependent exocytosis; cellular response to calcium ion; regulation of dopamine secretion. Gene Ontology annotation, cellular component: plasma membrane; exocytic vesicle. The record is from RefSeq and is a predicted model, not a curated record. Gene Ontology annotation, molecular function: SNARE binding; calcium ion binding; phosphatidylserine binding.
AGUCUUGUGCUGUGUGUGUGUGUAGAGAGGAGCGUGUGCGUAGAGCUGCAGAACAGUUAGACGUGUUUCUCUUGCAGAAAAGUUCUGAAGUGUUAGUGAAAGAUUAAGAGCCUGGAUUUAUAGCACAGGAGAAUAUGUGCUUGCCUGAAGAGGAAGAUUGCUGAAGGUUCAUUAUGCAGCUCAGCUACUCCUCUGUAGAUUUCCCUUUGCAGGGUUGAUCAUAUCAGGUGUGAGCAGGACCGGCACAACAGUUUCUGAUUGGAGAUAUUAAUGACUCUACUACCAACCCUCAGGCAACAAACAAAAAUCGUGUAAUGCUGAUAUUGUGGACGCUCCACUGCUGCCAUCAGAGGGUCCACAACCCCUCACCUGUGUUCCUGAGUUGCAGAUGUGUGUAUUGGCCACAUGGAGGCAGAGAGUCACGGUCACUCCGAUGGACCGUCCAGCUCCUGUCGAGCAGCUCUCGGCUGCUGCAGAGCUGCAGAUGCCGUUCUCAGACACAGUCAAGUACAUCAUCCUGGGCGUCUCCGUGACUCUACUCCUGCUGGCCCUGGGCCUCCUGGCCUGGCAGACCUUCAGAUGCUGCACCAACAAACACACCACACACACCCAGCAAGACACAGGGAACAGUGAUGAGCUGGACUCGGAUCAAAAGUCAACAACAGCAGGGGAGUGCUCAGGAGCUCCAAUUAUGCAGGUGGAGGACGUCAGCACUGAGGUUCACAGGCUGAGUCGUUGUUUGCCUCAGACCUCAGGAUCCAGCCAGGCGGAGGGAGACGAGGGAGAGCAGCUCAACGUUAAGAAGGUGGAUGGAUCGCUACGGUUCUCCCUCUACUACGACCAGCCGCAGUCCCGUCUGGUGGUCACCGUCCUGCAGGUGGAGGGGCUUCAGGAGCUCAGCCAGACUUGCUGCCUCCGGCCAUUUGUUAAACUGCGACUCAUGUGGGCAGGAUCAGAGGGAGCGGACGUGAAGGGCUGCAGGGGCGAGGAGGGUGAGGGGACGUCUCCUGCUCUGUGGACAGUGCUGCAGGAGUGGCAGACUCGCAUUGUGAAAGACAGCUGUAACCCUUUAUAUGGAGAUCAGUUCAGCUGCGUUCUGCAACAGGACAAAGACGCACUUCAUCACGUCAACCUCAGGAUGGAGGUGUGGAACUUUGAUAAAUUCUCCAGACACACAGUGUUGGGAGAGGUGAGGGUUCCUCUCGGGCAGCUCAACGUGUCCUACCCUCUGGAGCUGCACGAGGAUCUGCAGAUUCCCCAGAAGGAUCGUGUCGGUGAAGUGCUGCUGUCACUGAAGUUUCUUCCCACUUCUCAGAGGCUUGAGGUUGGUCUGCUAAAGGUCAGAACGGCCCCCACUGAGACAUGCUCAGAUUCUGCUCUGUACGUCAGGAUCAGUGUCCAGUGUAAUCAGUGCAAGCUCAGGUCGCAGAAAACCUCGGUGGUGGCCCGGUGCCGGGUUAGCGUCUUCAACGAGGUGCUCAUGUACUCACUGCCCGAGUUUCCUGUGGUGCAGUGUAAAAUCAUGAUCUACGUGUAUGAGACUCACACGACCUGGAAAUCACCCAAACAUCUGAUAGGACAGUUGACGGUGGGGAAGGAGAGGACUACGGAAGACGAGCACUGGAACUGGAUGAUGCGCUCAGUCCGCCAGCCUGUCGCAAGGUGGCACGGCCUGCUGAUCUGAGCUGCAGUUCAUAAACCCACUUCUUUAAUCUCCCCGCCCGGUUGUGUUUAAAGCCGUUGUUCUGCGUUCAGCUGUUGAGAGAUCGGCAGUUGUUUAACUGAAGGACAAACACGGACUCACUGAGACUCCAAAGUGACAGAGGAGUCACUCAGCUGAAAUCUCCUCAUUCACUGACAACGUUUAUUUUUAAAUCACAGUUAAUUGAAAAGGCUCUAAUUAUUUGACUCUUUCACUCCUUUCAUCGAGAUUACUUUAGCGUUGUACUGACUGUACCUGAUCAGUGAAUACCUCUUGUUUGUGUUAUUGUAAUAUUUAUCUUUAAGCUGUGUUGCACUACUGUACCUGUUUUUAAAAAUCAAUCCACCCAUAUCAUUAAAUCUUUAUAUUCCAGCUCUGGAGUCAGUAAAUUCACCAAUGCACUGAGAAUAAGAAGUGGGCCAGGACUUGACCCGGAAAACAUCCAGAAAAUGAAAUAACUUUCAACAAAAAAACAUAUUAAGGAUAUGUGCCCUUAUUGUGAAAUAAACCAUUGUGCUUAA